AUGCCACUGUACCUACAGCCACCGCCGGCGACGGAGGCGUCAUCUUCCUCCUCCACCGCCGCCGGAGAUGGCUCUGUCGGACCCUUCAUCGCCGUCCUGGUCGUCGUCACCGUCCUCUGCGUCGUCGUCGGCGUCAUCGGACGUCUCUGCACCGGUAAAACCAUCAUGGGCUUCGGAGACUACGACAUGGAGAGAUGGGCAGAGAGUCGAUGCUCUUCUUGUAUCGACGGCCACAUCCCUCCGCCGCCUCCGCCACCUCCGGAUUGCCGCUACGGAACUUUUCCGGCGAAUCCGACGCGGCAGAGAUCGGAGAGAGACAGGAGUCUCAAGAACAUCAGCCUCCCGCUUGUUCUUUUUCUUCGGCUCAAUGAAAGAAUUCAAAUUUUUUAUUUCUUGUUUGGUUAA
Molecule: messenger RNA, 405 nt
Organism: Tarenaya hassleriana
Lineage: Eukaryota; Viridiplantae; Streptophyta; Magnoliopsida; Brassicales; Cleomaceae
Source: RefSeq, a predicted model, not a curated record